Molecule: messenger RNA, 3399 nt
Organism: Periophthalmus magnuspinnatus
Lineage: Eukaryota; Metazoa; Chordata; Actinopteri; Gobiiformes; Gobiidae
Product: thyroxine 5-deiodinase-like
Exons: 1
Molecular function (GO): thyroxine 5'-deiodinase activity
Source: RefSeq, a predicted model, not a curated record
GCGCUCCGGAGGCGGCGUGACGCGGCUGUGCUCGCGGUGGACCCGGUCCACGUCUGUCCCUCGGACACAGGGUUGACGGGAGGUGAUCCCCACCAUGUGAGGGGGCGGCGUUGGGACGAGAGGCGUGUUUUUGCUUUCUCCUCUUUUUCCUUUUUUCAUGUUGGAGACGCGGCUGUACCUGCUAUAAAAGACUGUCCCAGCCUCACGCUGGAGUUUCUCCGCUCUCACAGGAGACGAGUGUCCGCUGCAUGUCCGCCUGACACGGCUCCGGGCGCCUCCUCGGGACGAUGCACGACUCCGGGGGGGUCCAUAUGUCCGGAGGGGUCCAGAUGUCCGGAGGGGUCCAUAUGUCCGGAGGGGUCCAGAUCUCUGGGGGGGUCCAGAUGGCGCGGGCGCUGAAGCACGCGGCGCUGUGCCUGAUGCUGCUGCCGCGCUUUCUGCUCGCCGCGGUGAUGCUGUGGCUGCUGGACUUCCUGUGCAUCCGGAGGAAAAUGCUGCUGAAGAUGGGCCAGGGGCAGGACGGGGCGGACGACCCGCCCGUGUGCGUGUCGGACGAGAAUAAGAUGUUUACGGUUGAGUCGCUGCGGGCGGUGUGGUACGGACAGAAACUGGACUUUCUGAAAUCCGCGCACCUCGGGCGGACUGCGCCGAACACAGAAGUGGUGCUGGUGCACGAGCGCAGGCCGGUGCGGCUGCUGGACUGUAUGAAAGGGAAGAGACCGCUGAUCCUCAACUUCGGCAGCUGCUCCUGACCGCCGUUCAUGAUGCGGCUGGCCGCCUUCCAGAGGAUCGUGCGCCAGUACGCAGACAUUGCGGACUUUCUGGUGGUGUAUAUAGAGGAGGCGCACCCGUCCGACGGCUGGGUGAGCACGGACGCGCCGUUCCAGAUUCCCAAGCACCGGUGCCUGGAGGACCGGCUCCGAGCGGCGCAGCUGAUGCUGUCCGAGGUCCCGGGCAGCAACAUCGUGGUGGACAACAUGGACAACUCGUCCAACGCGGCGUACGGAGCCUACUUCGAGAGACUUUACAUCGUGAGGGACGAGCAGGUGGUGUACCAGGGCGGCAGGGGCCCCGAGGGAUACCGCAUCUCAGAGCUCCGAAACUGGCUGGAGGAGUACAGGAACAAUGAGCUGCACUCGGCUGUGCUGCAUGUGUAACACCGCUCUCACACCGGAGCUCCUCACACACCGGAGCCCCUCACACACCGGAGCCCCUCACACACCGGAGCCCCACACACACCGGAGCACUCACACACAGCCCCUCACAUACCGGAGCCCCUCACAUCCCGCCCCACACACCGCCCCGGAGCCGCUGUCACACCGGUGCGCUCCGGUCUCUGCCUCUGGACUUUUCUCUGUUAUGUCUAUGCAACUCAGCCCCAGUGUCCGCGCGAACAGCUGCUCUCCCAAAAUCUAGACCUGGAGCCUCGUCUCCAUGGAAACUGUCACUUGGUCCCCCUCUGAGCGCGCCAUGAGGACGGCUCCAUGAGGACGGCUCCAUGAGGACGGCUCCAUCCUCGUGACGCAUGACGCACUUUGGCGCGCGCUCUCAUCUUUUUCCCAGUUUUAUGUUUUGUUUUUUCAUGUUUUUAAGCGCGGCGUGGUUCAGUAGCGGGGACAUGUGACCGGGGCCCGCGCGUGUGGAGCCGGCUCCUCUGGCUCUUCUGUGAACCGCUUGUGUCCAAACCACAGCUGCUGCUCCAGUGUUCACCAUGGCACAUUCACCAUGGCACAUUCACCAUGGCACAUUCACCAUGGCACAUUCACCAUGGCACAUUCACCAUGGCACAUUCACCAUGGCACAUUCACCAUGGCACAUUCACCAUGGCACAUUCACACGGUGGUGUUUCUGUGCUGGACUCUUUUGUCUAAAGUGACGUGUCAAACUCCAGGCUCUGCUGCUUCUUCUUCUGUGCUCGUGUGACCCGCUCGCGCCUAUAACAGUUAUAUUUUGUAUUGAAAAGAUCUAUAUAAAUGGAAUUAAUGGGUUAUAUUACGUAGUGAUCACUAUAUUUUUCUACUGUACCGAAAAGUGUGAGUGGAAACAAGGCUGAGUGCGCACGCGCUGCAAACAUCACAUCUGCACGAGAUGAUUUUAAAAUACUGAUGGUGUAAUUUUGACUUUUCCUUUAGACUUUAUAUUCUUCUUAAUAUGUUUCAUUUGUGUUUCUUAGUUGAAAUAAACCUGCACUUAGUAAAUGUAAAAACGCAGAUGGCACAUGUUUUAGAACCAGAUCAGCAGGGCCGGCUCCAGCUCUCAGGGGGCCCUGGGCUGAAUAUGUCUCUGUGGCCCCCUCCUCUCAGGGGCCCUAAACUGAAUGUGUCUCUGGGGCCCCUUCCUCUCAGGGGCCCUAAACUGAAUGUGUCUCUGGGGCCUCUUCCUCUCAGGGGCCCUGGGCUGAAUGUGUCUCUGGGGCCCCUUCCUCUCAGGGGCCCUAAACUGAAUGUCUCUGGGGCCCCCUCCUGGUUCAGCUGCUUGUGAUUCACAUUUGACACAUUCUGACUCUCAUCACUUUGACCAGUUGUUUUUGUUUUUAUCUGAACAACAUCAGACUGAAAACAUCCAGAACGACACAACUACAACAACACAACAACAACACAACAACAACACAAACAUGUAAGAACAACACAAACGUAUAAGAACGACACAAACGUAUAAGAACGACACAAACAAAUAGAACAACACAAACAUAUAAGGGGUCAAGAUUUUUUGUUCUUUUAUUUUUACUUUUUGUUUGUUUCUGGUGGAUUUUAAUGUGUUCAGUUGUGUGUUCAGUUGUGUGUCCAGUUGUGUGUUUCUUACAUUUCCAUGAUGUCGGGUCCUUGCUCCGGUGUAAACACAGAGCUGUCCUCACCUCUGCCCGACUCAAAAUCAAACACAGCAGCAGAGAUUUUGCUGCUAUAGAUAUAAAACAAAUGAAAUUGUUUUAGAGGAUAAUUACACUGUAAACACACAAGCCCUGUGUCCAAUAAAACCUGAUAUAUUGUAUUAUUUUCAAUAUAAAUGUAUGGGCUCUUGGGGCCCCCUGGUGGCCUCGGGGCCCUCAGCAGUUGCUCAGUCUGCUUAAAGGCUGGACCGGCCCUGCAGAUCAGUAUCGUUAAACCAGUCACAUGACCUCGUGCAGCAGUGAUUUUUGCAUCGUGCAGGUUUGAUUUUUUUGCAUCGUGCAGGUCUCUCCGCUCUGGUGUCUUCUUGAAGUUCGGUUUUUAAAAGGCAAAAGCCAGAAAACUGGUACGGAUGUUCUAUCGACACUGGAGCGGGUUCACCUUUGGCACGAGGCCUCGCGAGAUUUGGGGCGAGAGCGAGGGGACGAUACGGCGAUAACCACAGACUGAUGAUGUAACGCGUCUGAGUCCAUGUAAAAAUGAACAAAUGUUUUUAAUAAAUGUCAGAACACAA